Molecule: messenger RNA, 1161 nt
Organism: Jatropha curcas
Lineage: Eukaryota; Viridiplantae; Streptophyta; Magnoliopsida; Malpighiales; Euphorbiaceae
Product: Protein kinase superfamily protein
Biological process (GO): protein phosphorylation
Cellular component (GO): cytosol; EKC/KEOPS complex; nucleus
Molecular function (GO): protein serine/threonine kinase activity; ATP binding
Source: RefSeq, a predicted model, not a curated record
GAAAGGCGCUCUAACGACGUCGUUGUUGUUGUGUUAUUAUGCGCCAGAAAGUUGGAGAGGGAAGGAUUUGGGGCGGAAGGGUUUUGCAGUUUAGUCCAUCUUCGAGUUAGAGGUUCUGCUCUCUACCGCCGGCUCGUACACUCAAACCAUCAGAAGGUAAUUUUCUUUACAAUUACACAACUGUAUGGAGAUCAAUUCAGAUGUUAAAGAUGGCUCGCUUAUUCUGAUAAAGCAAGGCGCUGAAGCUAGGGUUUAUGAGUCUACUUUUGUUGGAAGACAGUCUAUUGUCAAGGAACGCUUCUCAAAGAAAUAUAGGCACCCAUCUUUGGAUUCUAAACUCACCCUUAAGCGUCUAAAUGCGGAAGCAAGGUGCAUGACAAAGGCACGACGACUUGGGGUUUCUACUCCUGUGCUGUAUGCUCUGGAUCCUUUGCUGCAUACGCUCACAUUUGAGUAUGUGGACGGUCAUUCUGUGAAAGAUAUCUUUCUUGAGUUUGGGUUACAUGGUGUUGUGGAAGAACGUUUGGCUGAUAUUGCAAUGCAGAUCGGCGAUGCAAUUGGAAAACUACAUGAUGGUGGCCUCAUUCAUGGUGACUUGACCACUUCCAACAUGCUAAUCCGCAAUGGCACUAAUCAACUGGUGCUCAUUGAUUUUGGUCUGAGCUUCACAUCAACCCUUCCCGAAGACAAGGCAGUUGAUUUGUAUGUACUUGAAAGAGCCUUGCUUUCUAUGCAUUCUUCAUGUGGCAAUGUGAUGGAUCGCAUAAUUGCUGCAUAUAAGAAAUCUUCAAAACAGUGGUCAUCCACCAUGAACAAGCUAGCCCAAGUUCGCCAAAGGGGCCGAAAGCGCACCAUGGUUGGAUGAGCCUUUCUCCUGCCAAGGAAAAGAUGCAGAGGCAUCUGUUGAAUUGAGUAUGUGGUCUGUUGAUAUGGUUAAUGGUAGGGAAAGAUUUGUAGCUUUAUAUCUGCAAAUUGCAGCUGUAUUCCUAUAGUUACGUACUGUUAUUCUCUUGCAUGUGAUGGUUCAAUAUGCCACCGUUGAAAAGAUUUGAGACAUCUAAAUGAAAUGAUUAUUGGUAUUUGCAGUUGAAUUGAAACUGAGUUUGUCAUUUGUACUGUAAGUUUCAAUGUAAUAUCCUCACAAAAAAAUUAUCAUGUUCA